Messenger RNA from Trichoplusia ni (cabbage looper), 1893 nucleotides. Its product is annotated as protein FAM114A2. The record is from RefSeq and is a predicted model, not a curated record. NCBI's taxonomy places the organism in Eukaryota, Metazoa, Arthropoda, Insecta, Lepidoptera, Noctuidae. Bases 122 to 1834 code for a protein of 570 amino acids. The transcript has 10 exons.
UGUUGUAAGUUGUUGGCAGUUUUGUCAACAUUAAACACGUAGUCGUAAUAUUACUUUUAUUGUUAAUUAGUUGCACUGAUUUUAUACUUAAUUUGUGGUGUGUAAUUUCCAUGAUAUAAAGAUGCAUACAAGCGAUAGUGAGGAUUUUGAAAGCGCAGAUGAGGGCCAUGGAAGCCCUGAAAAAAAGGAGAGGAAAAAGCGAUUGUCGUCCUCAAAUUACAGUGACAACGCAUUGGAAACUGAUCAACAGCCUCAGGAACCUAAACCAAGUGCCACUGCUGUGAAAAAUAUUGCAAAAGAAACAGAUGGAUGGGACGAUUUCGACAUAGAUGAUAAUGAACCGAUAGCACCUCCGCCAACAAAGGCCAAGGUAACGGACAGUAAAAAAGAAGUUGAACAAAAGCCAACCAAUGUGAAGGCUGAUCAAAAGUCACAGGUUCCCUGCUGGGAUGAGUUUGAUGACUGGGGUCAAGAUGAUACAGUUAGUACACAAAGAACAGAACCACCAAAACCUGUACAAAACAAACAGUCAGCACAACCAGACCCUAAUAUAAAGGAGGUGACAGACAGACUAGCGGCGGCCUCUACUGGUGCAAGUGGUGGGUGGGGGGGAUGGGGCUGGAGUGUGGACUCGCUCCUCAGCACCGCUACAGCUGGCAUCAGUAAUAUCACCAGCCAGGUUUCUCAGGGUAUAUCAACAGUCCUAGAAACAGGUAUUGGUGCUCCUGAUCCUGAGGAACUGGCGAGGAGUUCAGUGAAGGCUAAUGAGGCUAAAGCACCAGUACCAGCACCUAUUAGUGCUGAAGAUGGUGAUAAACUUCAAGGCAGACAAGGCAGUUCUCCUGAGGCAGGGGCUAACGCUGGUGACGCCGCUUUCCCCUUUGGAAGCCUGUUCUCUGGUGUCUCCAAGUUUGUGGAGACCACUGGCACCAAAGUAAUAUCAGGUGGUCUGGAUACCUUAGAAACGAUAGGCAAGAAGACUAUGGAGGUUCUCCAAGACGGUGACCCUGGGUUGGCCAAGAAGCGAGCUUUGCUUGGCCUGGGUGCUGGUGACAAGCCAGUCCUGUCCCAAGUCCUUAGAGAGGCCAAAGCCAAGGCUGAUGAGGAUGAUAGGGUCAGAGAGGAGAAGAGAGAGGCCAAGGAAGUCCAUUAUGAGAAUCUGUUUGAUGAUUUUGAAGGUUUAGUCCACUUAGAAGCGUUAGAGAUGUUGUCUAAACAGAUCAGUAUGCGUAUAGAAGAGCGCAUGCGCAGCGUAGACGCGGACAAGCGGCAAGACAUCAAAGAAACUCUGCAGCAAGUUGCCGAGCUAUGCGAAAUGCCGGAAGAAGAGGAAGACGAUGAUGAACCGCCUAGCGAAGGAGUCUCCAAAGCCGACGCCUUCCACGAGCGACUGCAGACCGCCACGCAGGACCUCGGCCUCAAGUUACAGUUCCAGCCUUUAGUCAAACAAUACACCGACAUCCUAACCUACAUAUCGGGUAGCCCCGACACUACAGUGAAGGGUAUCUACAAGCGCGCGGUGUCGGGGCUCGCGCAGGCGACCGCUCUUUCGGUAGAACAGUACCACAAGGCCGCCGAAAUGUUGCUGGUCAAGACCAGGCGGUCUACAGCUGAUGAGGCUGAUGCUUUGACACAGAUGACAGUGGUGCUAACUAAGCAUAUCAGCGAGCUUGCAACUUUAUUCACAGAGAAACUGAAUGGUUUACCUUCAGACAAUACAGAACAAGUCAACACGUACAUCACGAAUAUAUUCUUAGAGGCUGGCAACAGUUCAACAUAUAUACAAAACGCUUUCCAGUUGGCGCUACCAAUACUACAGAUAGGCGCCGUAUAAUAAUAAUAGUUACAAUUUAUGUGAUAUUCUAUAUUAAAUGUUGAAAUGUUCAAAAUUUA